Messenger RNA from Cherax quadricarinatus, 721 nucleotides. NCBI's taxonomy places the organism in Eukaryota, Metazoa, Arthropoda, Malacostraca, Decapoda, Parastacidae. The record is from RefSeq and is a predicted model, not a curated record.
AUGAUCGACGUCUCUCUUUUUGCACCUGAUAUUCCCCAGUUCAGUAUUGAGCCCUUGCCUCCUUUGCGCCUCUCACCCCACGUUGUUGGGAGCGCCAGUCCCCCUGGGUUCUUCAUCGAGGCUGGCGCUCUGGAUGGACAAUACCUCUCUAACACGCUACACCUCGAGAAGGUGUACGGAUGGCGAGGGUUGCUGGUGGAGGCCAACCCAAGUGCUUACCAGCAACUUGUGAAGAAAAACCGUAAAGCUUGGUCGUCCAACACUUGCCUUGCAGUAACUCCCUACCCAAAGGAGAUGGUGCUGGAGAUGCUGGACACACACGAGGGCACAGAGACCACUCAGGCACUGUGGGUGAUCAGAGGCAGCUCCUUCCUGAGUGAGGCUGGAGGACCAGACCAGCGCUACCAGGCACAACACUACGAGACCACCUACGCUAUGGUGCAAUGCUUCCCCUUGCUCACCUACCUCAGGGCACUCAACCUUACCAAGGUUGAUCUGUUGUCGCUUGAUGUAGAGGGAGCAGAGAAGAUGAUCCUUGACACAAUACCCUGGAAAUCUGUUGACAUCUCCAUCAUGUUGAUAGAACAUCAUGGUGAUGUUAAAGGCAAAGAUCUGAAGUUCGUUGACAGCGUCCAGGAUAAAGGAUAUGAUUUAUUCGAUUAUCAGAUAGACAAAGAUAACAUUGGUGACUAUAUAUUUGUUAAGAAAGGUUACCUGUAAU